UUUGCGUAUAUUUUCCUUAUCACACUUCCAAAACAGCUGGCAACGUUGCAUUUCAUUACGUUCCCCACACGCACUGGAAGUUUGCAAAUUUCAUUAAGGCCCACCAGAGCUAACGUUUGUGAAAUUAAACCGGAAAGUAGUUUUAUAUAGUUUAUAAAUUGAAUAAAUCGCAUAAAUAAUUUGUGAAAAUUGUGUAUUGCUGCAAAUUUGUUUAACAAACGAAUUCUAGCAUUCUGAGUGCUCCUUUUCGGCAGGAGCAGAAUAGAGUGGCAAAAAUCGAAAUUUACCUGCACUGUGCAUGAAAACGGCACGUACACAUCUGUAAAAGCAUACACUCAAACCGGAGCAGCUGCAUUUCGUAUCGGCAAGAGAAAAUCUCUUGUCUACUUUGCGCCUGUUCCUCUUCCAGCAAGGGUCGCCGCUGCAACAACAAAAGCUAUUGCAAUAAGUUUCUUAACUCCAAUUGCAAACUCGCGCAGCAAGUCAGCCAGUCAGCCAGUGUGAAGAGUUUGCAGCUGUAAACGCCGGGUAGUUACAUAUUUCGUAUACAUACACCUAUUUGCCGGUUGUGGUACGUUGCGAGACGUCCUCUGCCUGCAAAUUGUACGUCUGCUGUGCAUAACCAUCAGGGUUUUCAUUAUUGUGCGUUUUCGUUCAGUCUCUGAGCGCACAUUCAGCAGUCAUCAUCGCACCGCAUCACCAGCACGGAACGUAGAUAUUUUAAAUUUCUAAAAAAAAGUUUUUUUUGUAUGCACUACAGCUACCGCCCGUCGUGUUAGGAAUUGUGGCCUUAGCCAAAUUUAACGCCAACUCCAUCAUCAUUGAUAACGAGUAACUGCUUAACUGGAAUUUUAGUCCCACUGAGGAGUUAUUGCAUCGUUCGCCAGCCGUUUGGCAUCCACAAAUCGCUUUCGGUUCAGUUUGGUUUGUGUGUGUGUGUGUGCAUGUGUGUGCAUUUUCGUCUGCCUAUACGCGCCCGUGUACGAUAGUUGUGCCUUGCCGUUUUUGUAGCUGUCGUGAUCUUUGUCGUUGUCGUGUCCGUUGCCGGUUCCCGUGCCCGUGUAUUCAGUCGGUAUAGUCGCUAUUAUUGCUGUAUUGGUGUAUCUCUGGUCUCCGGAAUUCACUGAUUCGCAUUUUCGUUUUGCAAAUUUGCUGCUGUUUUUGCCACACAUUUGCAAAAAAAAAAAAAAAAACAAGAAGCAACGUAAAAACCGAAACUCAACUUCGAUCUACUACGCCAAGAGUAACUUCGUCAUUGUGCAGCGAGAAGAGUAACGAAAAUUUUAAAACAUACAUUGCCGGUUGCGAACGUCGUUGUUGGGUGUCUAUACCAUCAUCAAAUUUAUAGUGGUGGCAAGAGCGAGCUAGCCAGCGCCACAUUCACAUUUACAGCCAUCGCAGCCACAGCAGGAAUACGACAUAUUGCGAAAUUUAGUAAUUUUUUUUUCAUAUUGAAAAAGGGGCAGCUAAAGCUAACGACGCACACCUAACUGAAUUAACUCUCAGACAGUUUGUUGCAUUCCAGUUUUCGUUUGGAUACUAAGUAUUAAAUAGAUGGUGAAUAUGGAAAACGCCGAGGAAGUCAUGCAAAUUCUGGAGCGUUUUACGCGUCUCAAGCAAAAGGAGAUACCUAAAGAGCUGGAUGAUUACUUGCAGUAUGUGGCGAAAACAGGCGACACAGUCUUCAAAUGGGCAAGUCUGAAGUAUUUAUUCCGCGAGAAACUGCUGAAUGUAAUCAAGCAUUUCCACGAUACGUCGCCUCGUGUAGAUGAGAUUCCUCAUUAUCCGAACGUUGAUCCUUUUAAUUAUGAGAGCAUGAAAUCGUCGCUGCUGGAGCGUCUGGAAUUAUUCAAUGCUGCUCCAUUUACCAUUCAACGUUUGUGCGAGCUUUUGAUUGAUCCGCGUAAACAAUACAGUCGUAUUGAUAAAUUUAUGCGCGCUCUCGAAAAGAACAUUUUAGUAGUGAGCACCAUCGAACCUGGCCGUAAACGCACUGAGAGUGAAAACGGUGAUUCAUUGGACUCGGUUGUUAACGGCGAUUUAUCCUUGGAUGUCAAUGUCGAUAUCGACAUGGAGAAUGAGUCGAUGUUCAAUAUGGAGGGGCAAAACGGUAACGGUACUGGCAAUGGCAAUGGUACAGCAGCAGUAGCUGAGGGCGAGAAGUCACCAGAGUCUUCUGAGUCUAAGUCUGACAAGCCCGUUGUGACUGAGACGGUUGCCACCAAGCAUGCCACAACCGAUGAUGACAUUCUGCCGAAUCCGAAGAAGGCUAAGCUGGAUUUGGAUGCGAAAGAAGAAAAAGUUGCCGAAAAGACUGAAGAAGAACAAAGUAGCUCGAAAGUGGCACAAGAUGACGACAAAUCGAAGAUUGUCGAUGGUAAGACCAAGGAAAGUGAUAAAGUUGAUGGUGAGCCGAAAGCAGAGGUGGUUAAGGCAGCCGUAGAGGAUGCUGAAAUGACGGAAAUAGAGAGCAAAGAAGAAGAGUUGAAGGAAAAGAACGAAGAACCUAAGAAGGAAGAACAGGAUGAAAAGAAAAAAGCUGUGCAUAAGACGGACGAGAAAGAAAUCAAGAAGAGCGUGGAGCAGGAGAUUGAAGCUAAAGCGGAGCCUGAAACCAACAAUAAGGAAGAAGUUGAUGGCAAAGCUGAAGUCGAAGCAACUAAUUCAAAUGAGAAAACCGCUACCGAAGAAGUUGAAGCUGAUAAGGUGAAAGAAGCAGCAGCAACGCCUGAUUCUAAGUCGAAGGCAGCUGAAGACGAAGAGAAGAUUAUUGAAAAGCAAGAGAUUGAGAAGGGCGAAAAGGAAGUGAUUGUGGCAGCUGCCACUCCCACAAGCACUGAGUCUCUUGAAAAAUCAGCUGAGCCCGAAGUCGAGAAAGUAGCUGUAACGCCAGAAGUUGCUGACGAACCGGUUGUUAGUGGUAGUGACAAAGACAGUGCUAAACCCACAGAUAAAGUUGAAAAGGAGCCGGCGCCUGUUAAGGCAGAUGAGACUGAUACUGAAGCUAAGGCAGAAGUUUCUACAAGCACACCCGAAGAGGAAGAAGUUGCGCCACAGACAACGACUGCCGAGGCCGAAGCAGUCGCUGCUGAAAAGAAAGAGCCAGUUGAUGAGCCAAAGCCCGCAGCUGAAGCCGCAGACGCCACUGCCACGACAACAAAAGAAUCCGAAAAGACUGAGAGCACUGCUGAAGCCGCUGCAGAAGAAGUGGAAAAGAAGGUAGAAGAGAAAGCAGCUGCGAUUGCUACAACUACAACCAACGAGGCAGAAGCUGUGAUCACUGAGAAGUCCACUGCUGAUGCCACCAGUAAACCCGCUGAAGAAGAAACGGUGAAAGCUGUCGCUUCACCUGCUAAAAACGAAACUCCCGCGGCUGAUGAAGGUAAUGCCGAACCUGCUAAAGCCGCCACUGAUACCGCUAGCGAAAGUGAAGUUCCAACCACCACCGAAGCUGUACAGAGCUCAAUUGCUGAUAGUGCAACCGCAGCUGAGGACACCAACGCUACCGCUCCAGCUACAACUCCAAUUCCGCCAACAACCGCGGACUCAGCUGAAGCCAUUGCUGCAGUUCCUGUUGCUACACCGACGCCAACGCCAACGCCAACACCCACCCCAACACCGACCCUAGCACUCAACGAUCAGCCAAUGGAGGAUGUGCCGAUCGAAGAGGCCCAACCUGCGGUCAAUGAAGUUGUUAUGGCCGAGACAAAUGCUGCCACUGAAAUGGCCACUGAUGCCAAUGAGCCACCACCACCGUCCAAGGACGAACCGGCCGGAAUGGAGGUGGACGACACCAGUCAAGAGGCAAUGGAUCAGUAAUUUAGUGGCAACACAACAGACUACACAAUAAUAUUUUCCACACGCAUACAAUACGACAAAAAAAUAUUUAAUUGUGAAAGACGUCGACGUCAAUGAUGGCGCGACGCAAAGCGAUUCUUCAUACUUAACACUUUUUUGAAUAUGUAGCGUGUUUUUAGGCGCAUAAGCAAAAUUUACAUGAAUAUGUACGAAAUUAAUGUAAGUUAAUUUAAACUAUGAAGAAGAAGAAAUAAUAAUAAUUAAAACUUAAAAUAUGAAAGAAAUACAAAAACAAAAUAAAUAUGGUUGGCAAGUAAAAACUAAAUACACAUACAUAUACAUUAAACAAUAAGCAGUGAAAUGUGACGUACCGUACCAUAUGACGAGUGUAUGCAACUCUCGCCAUGGACGGUAAGCAGCACGAAUUUGCUUUUAAUUUAAAAGUAUUGAGUUGGUAUUAAAAAUUGUUCAUUUUAUCUAUUUUAUUUGUUUAAACAAAGUGAGCCAACAAUAGUAAAUAAAUAAUUGAAAAAUGCAAAAAGUAAAAUAAAUUUCUUAAUUUUUUAACUUAGUGGUGCAACCGACACCGUUUUGAAAA
Messenger RNA from Anastrepha obliqua, 4396 nucleotides. RefSeq names its product serine/threonine-protein phosphatase 4 regulatory subunit 2 (gene PPP4R2r). The record is from RefSeq and is a predicted model, not a curated record. Gene Ontology annotation, biological process: protein dephosphorylation. NCBI's taxonomy places the organism in Eukaryota, Metazoa, Arthropoda, Insecta, Diptera, Tephritidae. Gene Ontology annotation, molecular function: protein phosphatase regulator activity. Bases 1555 to 3819 code for a protein of 754 amino acids. The transcript has 4 exons. Gene Ontology annotation, cellular component: cytoplasm; protein phosphatase 4 complex; nucleus.